AUGGUAGAGAGAAGUACUAAAGGUUUAGAUGAGGAUUUAGUACGAAGAACCAUAAGACUAGUUAAACAACCAAUAUCUGAUAUUUUAAAUUUAGAGUCUUCAUAUUACUUAGAUAAAGUGACUAAAGUGGAAGAAUCUAUUUCAGCAUGUAGUGGAAAAGGUAUAGUUUUAUGUUUUGAUUAUAUAGUUAUUCCUAUAAUUACAGUUAUUCAUUUAAAUAUCAAGAGAUUGGAACCAGUAUCUAGCAUAUCAGAAACUGAGAAAGUAAACAAGACUAGGGAAAAUAAAUAUUCAUUAGAGAUUGUAUGCACAGCUACUGAAAAACUUAUAGAUUGUCUAGAAAUAAUAAUGUUGAAGAUUCAAGAUGAGUCUAGUAAAAUUUCAAGUAAUCGCUUAACUACUAUUUUUUUUGAUAUACUAAACCCAAUAUUAGUGGUUUUACAGAAAAAGGAAUUUGCUAAAAAUGAAAGAGUAAUAGCUGGAUGUUUAAGAAUUCUACAUAUAAAUUUUUUAUUAUUUUGGAAUGCAUGGAUACCAGAUGAAUCAAAUAAAGUAACUCCUCAAAUUGUAAUUCCAAUAAUUGUUCAUAAUUUAGUUGCAAUAUCAGCCCCAAAUUAUAGGCUAAAGGAUUCAACAUAUCUUAAAUCUUCAACUAACAAGCAUUUAAGAUUAUUAGCUCUUAAUAUACUAUUUGAUAUUCCAAGAUUAGUGAAUAAUAGUAAGAUUUUAUACGAAGUAUUCCCUGGUACUGUUCAGGCAUUUGGAAUAGAAAUAUUAAAGGAAAAAAUUAAUUUUUACUCAGAAGAGAUAAUGAGUCAACUUAUUUAUUGUUUGAAACAAUGGAUUGAAUGGACUUUAAUUAGUAUAAGAUCAACAAAUUUUACACCAAUAAAUGGAGAUAUGAGUAAAUAUAUAGAAGAUGAAAAGUGGCUUAAACAAGCUACAAUUAAUACAGGAAUUAUAUUACGUUCAAUUAUACUUAGGAAUACUUUGGAUAUUAAUGUAAACUCCUCACAGAAUAUUUGUUGUAAUUACGAACUAACACUUUAUCCACCUAAUGUACGUAUUGCAUUUAUAAAUUUAGCUAAUUGCUGCUUAACAAGUGCAUUCAAUGCAUUUAAAGAAUAUUCUGAGUCAACACUAAAGUUAUGUAUGAAUUUCUUAAUAUCAGCUACUCUUGAUAGAGAUAGAGACACUAGAGAUGCAGCAGAUUCUUACUUUAAGGAUCAACUGGAAUUUUUUUCAAAUACUACUCAAUCAGUAUAUUUACAAAAUUAUCUUUCAACAGAUUUAUAUACUGAUCUACAUAAUUUCUUAAAUUCCUACUAUAGAGAAUGUAUACAACUAGGUAACUCUAAAGAAGCUUCUUUGGGAAAUUUAUCUUUGGAAAUAACUAAAACACUAGGUAUAAUAUCACUAAAAAAUGAAAAACUUGGUAUAGGUCCUACAACUAUAUUCUAUGAUGAUAAUUUACUUCUGAUUAUACAAAGACUUUUUAUAAUUUCUUAUCAAGAAUAUACCCAAAAUAACUCAACCAAAAAGUUGCUAAUGGAUAAUAGAAAAGUUUUACUAUCAACAUUUUCGUCUACAAUUGUACUAGAUGAAAAUUUUUUAAUCGACUAUGGUGAAUUUGAGCUUCUAGGAUUUUCUGAUAUGUUUUUGAGCGAUAAGAAUCUUAAUAAAAAUAAAUUUGGAGAAAUUAAUUAUCUAAAUUUAUCUAGGGAUAUUGACAUAAGUGGAAUCUUGGAUACUAUUUUAGCUUAUUUUAGUAUAAUCAGCCCAGUUGGAGAUACAACUAGGGACAUUCAAGAUUCAAAAUCUCAAGCUACACUUUUAUGGAAUAUUUCUACCCAUUUGUUGCUUUAUACGAGCAAUGAAAUAAUAGAGAUGGAUUUCAUUAAUACUUUAAUUGAUAAACUAUCAAAGAAUUCGAAAAUAGGGAAUAAGUUAGAAUCUACAUGCAUAAUAUUGGCAUCUAUCUACAAAUUUUUGGAUAAUAUACUAAAUAAAUUGGAUUAUUGCAACUCACUUAGUACUAAUUAUCAUAAAGAUGAGAAACAAUUAUCUAUAAUACUUUAUACUUGGCUAGAUGAAAUUUUAGAUAUACUUAAGAAUAAUAAUAUUUCUAUUAAUUGUUCCAAAACAAGGGAACUUACCCAAUUAAAAAAAUCAUUAUGUUUAUUAAUAAUUGGAUGUGUAAUACAACUUUCAAAUAAGUUGGAUACUUUUCGUAAAGAUAUUCGCAAUAUAGCGAUUAAAGUCAUUGUACCACUAUUGCAAAACUAUGGUAGCAAAUAUUAUGUCGAGAGUCUAUGUGCUUUAGAUGCAUUGAAUAAAUUAGCUACUGGAUUGGAUAUAUAUAAAGAAAAUACUUCAACUAUUUGCAUUAUAUUGGAAAGUUAUUGUGAUAUUAUAGUAGAUUCACUUCAUUUAAUUUUAAAAGAAGAAUUUAAAGAAGAAACUAGUCAAUUAUUCCUUGUUGUACUUUCACACUGUAGCGUAGAUUUUGUUUUACAAAUAGAUGAUAUAAUCUUGGAAAUGUGCGAAUCAACAUUUACAAAGAAUGUUUGGGUCUAUCACUGUUUUGCAUUGAUUUCUCAAGUUCUUUCAAUGAAGAUACACAAUGAUAGAAAAAUUUCCUUUGAAUUAUGGACUAAUAGUUGUGAGCAUAAAUUUCGAGUUUUUUUUGAUGAUAUUAACAAUUCACUAGCUCAUGAAAGUAAAUAUCUCCAAAAAUCCCUUACUUCUGUAAAUUAUGAUAUAGUAAUAUCAUUAUUAAGUAGUCAAUUCGAUAAUCAACUUAGUAAUCAAACAAAACCUAAUUUAAUUUCUUCUGAUAUAUCAGAUGAUAUAUUAAAUACUUUCAAAACCUCCAAUUUACUGUAUUUGCAAAGUAAACUCGAAAAUAUAUAUAUAACCAGAGGUGACAAUCAUAAAUACAUAUCUCCACCAUCCAAAGAAGAAAAUCCAAUAAGUAAUAACUACUAUGGAUUUUUAAAUGAAGACCAAAAUAAUAAAUAUGAGGCUUAUAGAAAUAUAGCUCAGAUGAUUCUUUUACAAAUACGCUACGAUGCAACAAAUACAAAUUUUGAUAAACAUUAUAUUAACCGAAGGCAAUAUUAUUCAUUGUAUACUAUACUACAUUCCCUGAUUAUUCUUUCAUCAAAUACUAAAAGCUUGCUCCCUUGUAUACAUGAGGUAUGGUCAUACAUCAUAGCACCUUGGAUAUCUUUAGCAUCAUCUGGUUUCUAUACUUCAAAAGAAUAUAAUGAAACAUUAUCAAUCAAACUUCGUGAAUUAUUAUUAGUUAAUGCAAUUAUCAAACGUUUAAUUUUAUUUGGUGGUAGUUUUGUUACUAAAAGAGUAGAAGAACAUCUCCUUAUUCAUAUUUUGAAUUUCAUUAAAAAUAUUCUUCAUAAUAGAGGCAAAACAUAUUUUUUGGAUGAUAAGGAUGCUAUUCAAAACAUUCCACUAUAUAAGCUGGGUAUUUCUACUAUGGAAUUGUUGCAAAUUAUUACUUUUAAUUAUCAUCACUCAAAUAUACCUCUUACAGUAUCUUUUAAUAUACUUUACACACUUUUAUCUGUGGCUCUAGAUUCUUUAUCUAUUUAUCUGUCUGAUAACUGGAAAAUUGUAGGUUUUAGAAUACUGAUCAACCUAUAUAGGUUAAAUCCAAGUUUUGUAAUGACAAUCGUUAAAGUUAGAAUAAAGGAUCAAGAAAACCACUUAAAUUUGCAAAAUAUUUUUUUAAAUUUCUUUACUGACCCAAAGAAUCCACUUUUGCAAAGAUAUUACCAGUACUUUUUUCUUCAUAAUAAUGCUAGAUUACCGUCAACAUUACAUGAGAGUAUAAAUAUGAAGCAUAUUUCUUCAGUUUUGCAGAGCUAA
Cryptosporidium muris RN66 is the source of this 3888-nucleotide messenger RNA. RefSeq lists its product as uncharacterized. The transcript has a single exon. Lineage: Eukaryota; Apicomplexa; Conoidasida; Eucoccidiorida; Cryptosporidiidae. The record is from RefSeq and is a predicted model, not a curated record. Bases 1 to 3888 code for a protein of 1295 amino acids.